AUGGCUCUGACACAAAAUGCUACUUUACGGCCUGCUACCCGCGAAGACGUGCCUGUUCUACUGGCAAUGAUGCGGGCAACUGCAGCAGAACAAAAUGUUCCAGAUGCUGUUACAGCAACCGAAGCCGAUAUGAGAAAUGCGAUGGGAUUCAAUCAAACACAUUCCGAUAGUCCCGAGAAACAAGUAAGCGGUGCGCACAAUGGGAAAGCCUUGGUCGUUGAAGCUUCAGAAGGCGAGAUUGCUGGUAUGGCUUUCUAUUUUACCACAUACGUCGCAUGGGCCGCGAAGUCUGGAAUCUGCCUUGAGGACCUCUACGUGCUUCCAAAGUAUCGUUGUAGAGGCUAUGCAAGGCUCUUGGUUCAAGGAGUCGCAAAGAAGGCCGAAGAGCUUGGUUGCUCGAGGAUGGAAUGGCUUUGUUAUAAAGAAAACGACCGCGCUCUGAGAUUCUACCGUAGUCUCGGUGCGAAGGAAAUGGAAGCUUUAAAAUUCUUAAGGCUCGAUGGAAAGGCGAUGACCCGUUUUGCGAAUGAGAGUGCAAAUAUGGAUUGCAUUAAAUAA
Messenger RNA from Aspergillus affinis, 558 nucleotides. RefSeq names its product GNAT family N-acetyltransferase. The transcript is spliced from 2 exons. Bases 1 to 558 code for a protein of 185 amino acids. Lineage: Eukaryota; Fungi; Ascomycota; Eurotiomycetes; Eurotiales; Aspergillaceae. Gene Ontology annotation, molecular function: N-acetyltransferase activity. The record is from RefSeq and is a predicted model, not a curated record.